CUAGUUCGGUCGUCUUGCGACAAGAAACACAAUCUGCCGCAGUCAGCCGGUGUCAUGCCGGUAGAGGUAAAACGAGUGUACAUUUGAUAUCUAAACAAUCUGAUUUUUGCCAAAUGAUGCCAAGGUUAAGUUCACCGAUUUACGAUAAUAGCCUGCCUGCCCUACAGUAGGCCAUUCAGACUCAUUUAUGAAACUGAUCGAUAUUGAUUGCAUGGAUAUUUGUGUUAUAAAAUGUCACGUCAAUUUGAAGGAGUUUGCGGAAUUAAAUGAUGAUUCCAAUGAGAUGUCAUCUGUCAUGGACUGAGCGCUGGUGCUGGCUGCCUGGGCAGAGGAUCCCUGUUGCUAGGGAGACCUAGGGUAAACUACAGAGACAGGAGAGAGAAGAAGAGGUGGAGAGAGAGAGGUCCAAAGAGGAAGAAAGGACUGAGGGAAGAGAAGGAGAGUCAUAGAGAGUCUCAGGAUGGGUUAUGACCUGGAGAGGUUUGUGGGGUACGUGAACGAGGGGCUUCUGUGCUGUGUGUGUCGGGAUGUGUUGGAGCGCCCCCUCCAGGCCCCUUGUGAACAUGCCUACUGCGACGCCUGCAUCAGCUCCUGGCUCAUACACCACCACUCCUGCCCUGAGGACAGACUUCCACUGGACAUCAGCACUCUGAGACCACUGCAUAGGUACAUGCGUAAUGACCUGUCCAGGCUCCAGAUCCGUUGUGUUAACUCUGGCCAGGGCUGUGAUGCCGUCUGCUGCCUGGAGACACUUCACACACACGAGGACGAGUGUCCAUUCACAUUCAUAUCCUGCUCCUCCACAGGUUGUCCGAUGCAGGUGGAGAGGAGGGCUCUAGAGUCUCACCUGUUGGAGUGUGAGUUCCGCAGCAGGGCGUGUCCUAGUGGCUGUGGCCACACGCCCCUCUCUGUAGACCAAUCACAGCACAACUCUGUUGCGGAGCUACGAACAGAAUUGGAGCUGCUCAGGGCAGAGAUGUUGGGUAAGGUGGAGGAGGUGAGGCGUGAGAUGGAGUCGAGGCUGGACUCUCAGAGGAGACACAUGGUGCAGAAAGAGUCUCUGCUGAAGAGCGAGGUGGAGGACCUCAAGGGCCAGGUGUCGAGGGUGAUGUGUGAUGUGCGGGCUCUCUUGGGGGCAGAGCGCCUGCGGAGACAGGAGCUGGCAGAAGCGGAUCUAGAGAAGAGGGAGCUACUGGAGAUGCUCCGGAGCCUGCAGCCAUGCAGGGGCCAGCGGAACAGAGACGAGCCAAUCAGAGGACUGCAUCAAGAAGACAGGACAAUUAGGAGCCAGCAUCAAGUGGAACACCCAACCAGGGGCCUGCUGAGGGCGGGGCCAACACAGGCUUCUACCCAAUCACUACCCUCGGCUUUGCCUACUCCAGCCUUAUACACGCCUACCUCCCCACAGCCAGGGGAGGGGUCACGCAUGGCCUGCCCCCGCAGCCUUACCCUCGACUGCAUCAAGAGCAGAGAGGUCACCGUCAUCUGAGGGGCCAUUCCUAAUGUUACUGGGUUAUGUUCAGUACUGGGUUAUGUUCAGUACUGGGUUAUGUUCAGUAGGCACAAAUGAGAGAAAAACCAGCUGAGAUCCUAAAUAAAGUCUGCUGAAACACC
Molecule: messenger RNA, 1614 nt
Organism: Oncorhynchus nerka (sockeye salmon)
Lineage: Eukaryota; Metazoa; Chordata; Actinopteri; Salmoniformes; Salmonidae
Gene: rnf41l
Product: ring finger protein 41, like
Exons: 7
Coding region: 461-1489 (342 amino acids)
Molecular function (GO): zinc ion binding
Source: RefSeq, a predicted model, not a curated record